AUGGACUGGCACGUAGCGUCCGGGGCCCAUGCGCUGGCUGCGCGAAGCAACCGGUCGUACCGCGACCUCUGCAGACGCGCGCUCUUGCCUGGCGCCGUGCUGGAAGCCGACGCGCGCCAGAUCGCGCUCGAUGUCCCGCGCGCCGGCGUGUCCCUCUACCGCUACGUCUUGCAGCACGACGCGACCGAAGACGAUAGCCUUGACAUGGCGCCGCUAGCCCCGUACCUCGAGUCGCUCAAGCGCAUUUUGAUGGCCUACGCCGUGCGCAACGUGCGCGUCGGGUAUGUGCAAGGCCACGCCGACGUCGUGAGCUUCCUCCUCGGCCAUGUCCAUGAAAGCUCGGCGGGCUACGACGAAGAGCAUGUCUUCUGGGUCUACUGCGUCGUCAUGGAGCGCAUCUUCCCGUCCGACUUUUUCGCGCGCCUUCCCAAGCUCCAAGGUUUCCACGUUGACAUGGACGUCCUCGGGCACCUCAUCACCUUGAAGCUGCCACGGCUGGCCAACGCCAUGCCCGAGAGCGACUUGCAAUGUCUCUCGUCGCUCCUCGCGUUCAAGUGGUUCAUCACGGUCUUUGUGGGCCAAGUGCCCACGCAAGCACUCGCGAGCUACUGGAACUACACACUGACGGCGACGCCGAGCACGGGCUCCAUUGCGCACUUUGUGAUGGCGCUCAUGCUGCUCGACUCGGCCACCGACGACAUCAUCGACUCGAUCACAAUGGACGACGGCGACGCCAGCUUUGCGUACAAGAUUGCGCUCGAGCACGCUGCGAGCAUGGACAUGGACGUCUUUGCGCAUCUGGAAGCGAAGGCAGCAACGUAUGCGCUCACGGAAGAGGCCAUCGAAGCGCUCCGCGUCGACGUGCGGCUGCACCCGCAUUACAUGGAGCAAGAAGUGUGCGCGCUGCACGGCAUUACACACUUUGACCGAUCGCAGUUGGAGCAGCUCCAGCUCGAGUUUCAGUACAUUCUGCGCACGACCAACCACGCCAAGCUGCCGACGCUGGCCGGUGGCAUCAACAAGGAAGUGCUGCGGCCGAUUUUAUCCCGGGUCAUUCCCGAGUGGGGCUCAAAGAGCCUCGACCAGCUCUUCGAGGUUCUCCAGCCCGACGCGCGUGGCCACGUGGACUUUCAACGCCUCAUGCUCGCGCUCUCGAAGGUCGGCCACCUUGAUGUCGAGCAGAUGAUCCUCAUGGCCGGGUCCCUCUGCGAGAUCUACCACAACAAGGUGUCGAUUGCGGCGCCCGCAAUGGCCUCGCACCCGAAGAAGAAGAAGAAUAAAUUUCGGUCGGCGUCCGCCGACACGGCGCAGAUCAUCGAAGACGAAGACGACGCGGCCGCGCUCUUUGAUCGCUUUGGGCGCGUGCUCCCGACGGCCUUCAUGCAGAAGCUCCUCCGCAUGGACGUCGAUUUGGACCGGAAGCUCUCGUUUCGCGAGUGGUACCAGGGCGCGAUGACCGAGCCGCUCAUCUUGCGCUGCUUUGGCGACGAAGACGACGAGCAGCCGACGACGACAACCAACCGGAGCCGCCGGCCGUCGCGGAGCUUCUGGGUCGACGACCUCAAGCCGACGCUGGCGAUGCGCCGGCGCAGCAACAGCUCGGACGGCGUCGUGCCGAUUCGGUCGCCGCCGAUCGCGCGGGAGAAGGCGCUCUCGGCCGCGAGCGACAACCCAUACCGGCGGAAGGAUGGUGGGCGCAUCUCGCUCUUGUCGCCGACGACCGAGUUUGAGCUCUUCUCGGCGACGAUGACCAUGUCGUCGCAGCCGACGAUCACGCCCGAGGACGACCAGGAAGGCAACAGCGUCGUCUCGGAGAAGACGAAGGCGCCAUCGACGCUGUUUCCUGAAGCGCUCCAGGCACGGAGCCCCGACAAGCUCUGCCAAGCGUCCUUCUGCUACGGGUGCACGAUUAGCUAG
This is a messenger RNA of Saprolegnia parasitica CBS 223.65, 1917 nucleotides long. RefSeq lists its product as hypothetical. The transcript is spliced from 5 exons. The record is from RefSeq and is a predicted model, not a curated record. Lineage: Eukaryota; Oomycota; Saprolegniomycetes; Saprolegniales; Saprolegniaceae. Gene Ontology annotation, molecular function: GTPase activator activity. The coding region runs from base 1 to 1917 and encodes 638 amino acids. Gene Ontology annotation, biological process: activation of GTPase activity.